Patella vulgata (common limpet) is the source of this 4374-nucleotide messenger RNA. RefSeq names its product roquin-1. The coding region runs from base 410 to 4240 and encodes 1276 amino acids. NCBI's taxonomy places the organism in Eukaryota, Metazoa, Mollusca, Gastropoda, Patellidae. Gene Ontology annotation, molecular function: metal ion binding. The transcript has 17 exons. The record is from RefSeq and is a predicted model, not a curated record.
GUUGACGCUCAAAGGGAACUGACAGGUUGAUGAAAAGAAUAAGACGACAUUCGUUCAUUCAGAUAAUGUUGUCUCUACUUAAGUACUAUGAUGGGUUGUCCUAUGACUUCACAAAUUUUACGUCAUGCAGCUCAGUCAGCUGAUAAGUGAAAGUACACUUUUAUCAAUUCAUGUAACUUGUAAGCUGUCAUACACCAAUCUUAUAUUCAGCCAGUAAAAAUGGACAGUUCAGUACCGGUAAUAAUACUGUGUAUCAUCACUAUCAGCUAUAUCGUGUGUAUCAAAUUUUAAUCCAACUCUUUAAGUUCUGUUCUCUUCUUACUCGGAAUUUAAAUUCUCUCUUCAAAUUUUGUUUCAGUUAAUUGCUCUUUUAUUUUGAGCUGUAACUUUGAAGUAUUAGGUCAACAAUAUGCCUGCACAAAUGCCACAGUUGAAGGAAUUUCUCUCCUGUCCUCUGUGUAGUAAAGUAUUUAAUGACAAGGACAAAAAACCUAUCAGUUUGGGAUGUGGUCAUACAGUAUGUCGAAUAUGUCUUGUGAACCUACAGAAUAUGAAAUGUCCGUAUGACCAAGGUGUUAUCACAAAAACAGUAGAUGAGUUACCAGUAAAUUAUGCUUUGCUACAGCUUGUGGGAGCUACUAUACCAGAAGAAGAACGAACACAAUCUGCUGUGGUGAAAGAAAACUCACAUUAUGAAGCGUGUAAGAAAUGCAUUGAAGAAUUAGCUGUAAAUAUGAAGUCUUAUUCAGAUGAUGAAUCAGAUAAUGAAGAUGAAACAUCUCAACUGUCCCAAAAUAGUAACACCUUGCAUCAAGGAGCCUCAUCAAAUUCUAUUCUAAGUCGACCAAUGCAGCGUAAAUUAGUAACAUUAAUUAACUGUCAGCUAGUAGAAGAGGAAGGAAGAGCUCGCGCUAUGCGUGCAGCUAGAUCAUUAGGGGAGAGAACUGUUGCUGAAUUAAUUCUUCAGCACCAGAAUCCUCAACAACUAUCUGCUAAUUUAUGGGCAGCUGUUAGAGCCAGGGGAUGUCAAUUUCUUGGUCCUGAAAUGCAAGCAGAAGUUCUAAAGUUAAUUCUACUAGCAUUAGAAGAUGGCUCUGCAUUAGCAAGAAAAGUUUUAGUUUUAUUUGUGGUGCAGAGACUAGAAGCUACGUUUAUUCAAGCCUCUAAAACAGCUAUUGGACAUGUUGUUCAACUGUUAUAUAGGGCCUCCUGUUUUAAGGUGACCAAGAGAGAUGAAACAUCAUCGCUAAUGCAGUUGAAAGAAGAAUUCAGAACUUAUGAAGCUUUACGAAGAGAACAUGAUUCUCAGAUAGUACAAAUUGCUAUGGAAGCAGGUUUACGUAUAUCACCAGAACAAUGGUCUUCCUUAUUAUAUGGUGAUUCUGGUCAUAAAUCACAUAUGCAGUCUAUAAUAGACAAGUUACAGUCACCCCAGUCAUUUUCUCAGAGUAUAAAUGAGUUGAUGAUUGCCUUACAGAGAACAAAUGAUCCUGGACAAUUACAGUCAUUACAUCCUCAUCUAGACUUUCUGGCUAAGAUACAAGUUGAGUCAAGUCAAGAUAAACAAGUACCAUCAUGGGAAAACUUGGAUGCUAUUUUGAGAGCUCUUAAAACUGUUGUGCAGGGGUUGAUUAAUUACCUAAACAAUCAUAGUCAUAAAAAGUCUGAUUUGAACCAGGCAGCCCAAAAUGUACGCUAUAAAACCAGUAUGUGUCGAGAUUUUAGUAUGAAUAAAUCAUGUCCUAGAGGUGCCAAUUGUACAUUUGCUCAUUCUGAAGAUGAACUAGAAAGAUUUAGAGCGAAGAAGAAAUUUGGAGUUAAACUUUACCCAUCAUUAGUGCCAACGUUUGCUGGUUUGACACCUAAAGAGAAAGAAGAGUUAGCUUUGGUGAAUAAAACAACCGAUGAUAAGUUAGAUAGUAGAGGAGUUGGAUCACCUGUUACACCACAGAAGACAGAUGGUACUGCUGUAAAAAGUUUACCUAUGAUGAAUAUAGUAAAACCCAUGAUGGUACCAACUACUACUAGUGUUGUUAGUUUAACCACAAAUGCAGCUAUAUCUGUAACUACUACAUCAUCUGUAGCUGCUACGUCAUCUAUUACAUCUGUAUCAUCUAAUAUGGUGGUAUCAGGUCUACAUGGUACUCCCCAGAGAUCUUCAUUCUCUCGACAGUCAGAUGUGGUUUAUUACUCUACAACUGGUGAACAACAUCCAAUUUCUCAUGCUUCAAUAAGCCAACCAUCAGUUAUUCCUUCUCAGAUGGGUCAGCCAAUUGUUCCCCAAUCUGCUAUGAGUCAGCCUCUAAUUCAUCAAAAUCGUAUAGGUCAGCCCCUGAUUCCUCAAAAUAGAAUGAGUCAGCCAUUACUUCCACAAGUUGGUGUGAAUCAGCCUAUGAUCCCCAUGAUUCCUCAUGCUCAUGUAGGUCACACUCCAACCCCUCAUGCUUCUGUAAAUCAAACACCAUCCUUCCAUCAUGUUCCUCCCAUGCCACCACCAAAUCUCCACCCUGUUCCACAUGUGGUUAAUCAGCCUUAUAAUUUAAGUAAUGCACGACCAACACCUACAGGUGCAGCAGCUAGAUAUCCAACACCAUCUUACCCUCCAGCAAUGCAAUAUAACCCUGAUCAACAGUCGUCUGCAUGCUCUCAUAUUUACCAUGGCUAUAUGUGUGAUGGACAAACACCUUGCCCAACAUAUCCAGAACCUUGGGUUCAUCAGCAAUCACCUUUCCCAUGCCCAGAUAACUCAAAUAGGAUGUUAAACCCGGCAUCUAGUUUUUAUCGGGAUAAAUACAGUUAUCAACUGCCACCAGCUCCACAGCCUGUAACCAUUGAUCCUGUACAACCACCUACUAUACAAGAACAGUUUACAAGUCAGGAUAAUUCGCUACAAGACUUGAAGUGCCGUCGUAAGGAGAUACUCUCACAGAUCCACAGUAAUAUCCAACUGACUCCAAUUAACCAAGAAUCCACAGAAAUUGCUACCUCUCGUCAUACUUCACCACAAAAUAACUUGGAGAUGAAACAAAAAAGGGAAAGAAUUCCACAGCAUUUCUUCUCCAGAGGAGCCAAUUCUGGUACCUUCGGAUCUAGCCAGUGUCCAAAUGUCUCAAAUGGUUUAACCCAAACAGAGAAAGCUUACACCAUUUUGAAGAAAGAACUAAGUCGCAAUCCGCAAGAUGCACCUGAUCCAAGAGAAUUUUCAUGGACAACACCCAUUUCUGUAAAUCCCGUUUUGGAAGUUCACAAUUCACUAAAGAGUGAGCCGGUUGUGACAAUUUGCAGAACUUUACAGGAUAUUACAGUACAAAAUAUGCUACCAGAGAUACCAAUUCCAGGAUGGUCUAAAUCCGAAGAAAGUAGUCAACCUACCAGUAGUGCUUCUUCAGAUGGUGAUUUAGAAGCUGAUGGAGAGAGUUACUAUGAUCCAUGGUCAAGCUUUGAUUGGUCAAGCCAGGCAAUGAAACAUGAUAGACAAGAGGAGAAGAAAUGUGAAUAUAGUGGAACUAAUUUAUUUGACUGGUUCCAUAGAGCAAAGCAAGAAGAAUAUAGAAGGUUCUCUGGUAAUGAUAUAGAUGAGUUUAUUCCUUUUGAUCCACCAAUUGUAUCAAGAUUUGGUCCAAUAUCUCGAGUGGCUAGAUCAAAGAUGAAGAAUAGUGAUCCUGUAAUUGUAACAGCCGAUGAGGCAAUAACAAAGAUGACACCUGUUACAGCAGUAACUCCAAUGCAGCGCCCAUAUCCAGCGAGUGCACCUGCUCCUAGUCGAUAUCAAUUACCGGGAGAACCCACUGAAGUAUUGGUACCAAGACCUAAAACUAGGUCUUCAGAACCACAUACUUUAUGGCAUCGACACACUACUGCACCGUAUGGAAACAAUCAAAUACGUCAAGAAUUAAAUCGAUUAGAACAGAAUGCUACUGGUGCAAGUACAGCAGAUGAAAGAUUAGCAUACGAACUUCAGGCAAUAGAACUAAAGAUUUCUAUGAAAACGGGUAAAAGACCUGAUCCUGUAGAACAGCCAGAUAUAAGUAGAAUGGAAGCUCCUUGCAAUCUAAAUCUUAUACCUACAUCAGUAUCUACUCAUAGACAACAGACAACAACUUUACAUAGAGCUUUAGAAGCUCAGUUUGAAAGAGGUGAUGAGUUAAUAUAUAAACAGCAUCAAGAAGAACAAGAUAGGCAGUUAGCUCAAAAACUUAUGAUGGAAGAAUUACAGAGUAAUAGACAAACUCGCAAAUAAAAUGGCAUAUUAUUUUAAUAAAUCUCAUUUAAGCUUUACUAUUGUAUAGCAAAUGGGUCACUUUUUAUUCUCUUGGCAUUAAAAGACAAAACAUUUGAACCUGAAAUACCUUAGUCAGUAAGCCCCCCCCCCCC